This is a messenger RNA of Sinocyclocheilus grahami, 1809 nucleotides long. RefSeq names its product hepsin (gene hpn). Gene Ontology annotation, biological process: proteolysis. NCBI's taxonomy places the organism in Eukaryota, Metazoa, Chordata, Actinopteri, Cypriniformes, Cyprinidae. The transcript has 11 exons. Gene Ontology annotation, molecular function: serine-type endopeptidase activity. The record is from RefSeq and is a predicted model, not a curated record.
UUCACACACACCUGCGCUCUCCUGAGACUUGCUACUGACCGAAAGAGGGAGGUUUCUAUCCAGUGCACAGUGCAGAAAGAGCAGAGAGAGUGAGGAGUAGCGCUGCCCUGCCUGUCAGAGAAUAGCUUCAUUUAACACACAAUAAAAGAGCGAAGGACUCCGGGGAAAGUGAAAUGUCAGCGCGAAUAUCUUGAAGAAACCACUGAUUUACUUCUUCAUCUCUUUGGUUCCUAUUCAAGAGUUUAUCCAAGAACCUGAAGUGGAGAGGUAAAGGUUUGAAGAAGCAACAAAUCAAGGUUUUGAGGAGGAAUCAUUGGAAUCUGUUUCCAAGUGUAUUUUCCAGUUUUCUGUUUUGGAUAAAAAUGCCAGAGAAGAAGAUCGGAAGUCCAGGGAUGAGCAUCUUCAGCCGGUGUCGGGUGGCCGCUGCAGUAGCUCUGAUCUUGAUCAUACUGGGAGGGCUGGGAGCCGCCGUCUGGGCCCUUGUCACGUAUCUCAGAACAACAGAAGAUACUGGAUUAUUUGAUGAAAGGCUAAAAACCGGUAAGCUCUCUAAAACAUUCUUCAUGUUUCAUUUCUGUUUCAGUAAAUGUGACAAAGGUCAGAUAAUUGAGGUGAUUUGUCAGGACUGUGGUCGUCGUAUGCUGCCUGAAGAGCGGAUCGUGGGGGGAGUGGAUGCUCGUCAGGGUUCGUGGCCAUGGCAGGUCAGCUUACAAUAUGAUGGAGUUCAUCAGUGUGGUGGAUCCAUCAUUUCAGAUCGCUGGAUCAUCAGUGCUGCUCACUGCUUUCCUGAGAGGUAUCGUCAUGUUUCACGCUGGCGGGUUCUGAUGGGAACCAUCUACAACACUCCCAUCAGUAAGAAUGUUGUGAUCGCUGAGGUGAAGACGGUUGUCUACCACAGCAGCUACCUGCCCUUCGUAGACGCCAACAUUGAUGACAACAGUCGUGACAUAGCAGUCCUGGCACUGACAAAACCUCUGCAGUUAACUGAUUAUAUCCAGCCAGUGUGUCUUCCUACCUACGGCCACCGUUUGGCAGAUGGGCAGAUGGGUACAGUAACCGGCUGGGGUAACAUGGAGUAUUAUGGUUAGUAAUCUCAUGCUGUGUUUUUGAAGUGCUGUAUUCCACUGUUUAUCAUUGUUUACCUGAAAAUGGAGAUCUGUUGUCUGUCUGUCUAUCAGUCUGUCUGUCUGGCUUUGACCUUUGUGUCAUUGCGUUAUGAGAAAGGAGGAACCGACUCCUGCCAGGGGGACAGCGGUGGUCCUUUUGUAGCAUCAGAUGUCCUGUCUAAGACCAGCCGCUAUCGUUUGCUGGGGGUGGUGAGCUGGGGCACAGGCUGUGCCAUGGCCAAAAAGCCCGGCGUCUACACCCGUGUGUCACGCUUUCUGCCGUGGAUAUCCACAGCCAUCAGGAUGUAUGAAAACUCCCCAGGGGUGCACAAAAUGGCACGGGCGGUUACACCAUAGCCAUUCAGAGUGGAAAAAUGCUUAAAAUGAGACUGAAAUGUGGCCCGUUGAGGUCAGAUGUGUUGCUCGGAUCAGUCUGAGAUCAGACGUCUGGUGCUGAUCAGAUGUUCUGUGAUGAUCAACCUGUCUCAAGGAUAAUAUCUGACUCUCGGAGGCCAAGAACAAUUUCUGAUGCUGUACUUUGGGGUUUAAUAUGCUUAUGAACAUAGCAUGUUUCAUUAACAUAAAACAUGCUAUUUUUCUCUGAAAAUCUGUCACCAAAAUACAGUAAAAUAUGAUAUAUAAGGUAAUCAAAUUAGCAAUUUUGACUGAUCCCAAAACCACUCAUAAUAUGUGUGUGUAUAUA